Molecule: messenger RNA, 318 nt
Organism: Aureobasidium vineae
Lineage: Eukaryota; Fungi; Ascomycota; Dothideomycetes; Dothideales; Saccotheciaceae
Source: the annotation of a GenBank genome assembly
AUGGAGAUUGCAAUUGGCGAGGACGAGUGGGAUCGUAUCUUGCUGGCACAAGGAAUAAAAGACGAGGGAGGCAGUGUGAAGANNAAAGGCAAGGUGUUGUGGACAAAGGAGGUUUAUGGGGCUUUGGGGUAUACGCUUAAUGCUAUUGAGGCUGAGGGGGUGAAGAACAAGGAGAUGGCUGAGAAGAUGGUUGCUAUUAUUGACAAAGAGAAGGAACUGGCCGAGGUUGAGAGGAAGGAGAGGAAGAGGUUGAAGAAUGAGGAGAGGAGGAAGAGGAAGACUGCAGCUCACGAUACGCCUGGGCAGAGCAAGACAUAA